GGUGAAACAGAGCACGACUGGCCAUGUUUCGGCUGUGCGCCCGCCUUCGAUCGUGGAGCGUUCGGUCAUCUGCUCAAGCUAGAUGCAUGGUCACGAAUAUAGCGGUGGGCGGAGUCGACCGAGCGAGGUCUCGCGAUCAGGACAGGAUAGGUCAAACAGCAUUGAUGGGCCACGCGAUUGACUGAUCACGAUGUACGACUCAGACUCGAGACUAAAGCAUGUGCACUCGUGGUGGUUCGACCCGGGCGCGGUCGAUGUGCAGAAGUGGUGUGCCUCGAAGUCAGGAGUAGGCUGCCUGGUUUUCAACUCCAAGAGUGUUCUGCGUACGGCGUUUACUAACUACCGAAAGGAACGCAUGCAUCCGGCUUUCCUUCAUUUCGCUGGACUUCAGCCACAUCUUGGAGAGAAGCUCAUUCACAUGUCAACGUUGAUUGCAGGGCUUCCGCAUUCUCCCCAGAGUCGUCGAUGCCGGACGCUAGAGGCGUCAGCAACACUCAUGACUCGCGGACCACCUCCUACAUAGGCACUCUCGAAAAUGUCGUGGAUGAACUCAGGCGCUACUGAGACCUCACCUGAUAUUUCGAAUGGUGCAUCAUCGCGCUGCCGCGCACGCUAUAUACGCUGCAUACCAUGCGGC
This is a messenger RNA of Ceraceosorus guamensis, 637 nucleotides long. RefSeq lists its product as hypothetical. The coding region runs from base 191 to 523 and encodes 110 amino acids. Lineage: Eukaryota; Fungi; Basidiomycota; Exobasidiomycetes; Ceraceosorales; Ceraceosoraceae. The record is from RefSeq and is a predicted model, not a curated record. The transcript has a single exon.